Molecule: messenger RNA, 937 nt
Organism: Arabidopsis thaliana (thale cress)
Lineage: Eukaryota; Viridiplantae; Streptophyta; Magnoliopsida; Brassicales; Brassicaceae
Exons: 2
Coding region: 174-359 (61 amino acids)
Source: RefSeq, marked reviewed
AUACCAAACAUCAUUUUCGUCACUUUCCAAUUAAAAUGCUUUCUUACGUUAUACAUUACUAUAAUUUAUCAUUCAUUAAAACUUAAAAUUGAUGCAAAUUCAGAUUAUAUUUUCAUUACACCAAAGGUCCAAAUAUAUAAUACACAAAUGCAAAUGCUAAGUCGCAUACUCGCAUGUCAAGUGACACCCAGGCGGACAUGGCUGUUUUUGGGUUUUUGCGGAUAGACGGUCACUUGGUUCAUCACUUGCGAGAUGGACUCGUGCUGCAAUAUACUUCGACUCUCUACCAUUCUAUUUUUAGCUUAUUUAAAAAAGCAACAAUUAGAAAGGGAAGGAGAUACAACCAAAGUAGAAACUAAGAAGAGAAAUAGAAGAAGAAGGAGGACCAGGGAAGGAUAGAAGGCGGUCUCUAACGGUGCGGUCCACGGCAGCCUUAGUCACAGAAGCCGAAGUGGAGAUGUUGGUGAAGAUCCUUGCAUUUCGUUCGCGCCAAAUGAGAUAGCACGCAACCUGAGCGAUGAGCUUGAUGAUGACAGAAGAGAGAGUUUGAGGUUGGAGCUUGCGCUGUAAAAUCUAAGAUGAGACUGAGAGAAGAUCCAAGGGUGGCAAGCGCCAAACUUUAGAAGUUAAAGCUUCCCAAACAGAGGAAGAGAAGGGGCAUUCGAAGAAUAAGUAUCGAUGAGUCUCGAUGCCAGCAGAACAGAGAACACAAGCUGAGGUGACGUUAAUACCCCAGCCCCGCAACCUGUCCUUAGUAGGCAAUCUGCCCAGGAACGCAAGCCACAUAAUAAAUGAGUAGCGCGGAACUAACUUGAUUUUGGAGUCAAUAAUCCAUAGCUUGCUUUUCAAAUAUCUUUUUGUUUUUUUUGUUUUCCACGUUUUUCAAAUAUCUGUUGGACCAUUUUGUCUUAGAUUUAGAUUCAAUAACUUUUGCUAU